CCGAGUUCCCAGUGCGCACUCAGUUCUGCCCAAUGAAAAGCGCUAUUAGUUUACAAACACGUAACCGCGAUGCAUUUACGUUAUUCACGGUGAUUGUGUUGGGUGGGAAGGUGGAAAUAGGAAGAGGGGAGAGUUAGUGCGUUGCAAAUAAAUGCUUACUUUGCACCUUCUCUCAUUUUUUGUAUUCAUUCAGUGUUACGUUUAUUACUUAUCAUCGCUGUUUACCAUUAUGCUGAAAGUCGCAUUUGUGUGUAUACACGUGCCAAUAAAUAAUUUCGCAUUUAAAAAUUUUCUCGGUUUCUUGAUUUGUGAAAUGUGAUGAAAUGAGAGAUACGUCGGUCGAUGUAUCACUUGAAAAAAAAACUGUUUUAUCAUCGAUAAUCCUGCUUUUUAAUUGCAGUGAUUGCGCCACGAAAUAUAUAUUCUUUUGAUGUAAAUUUAUUAUUGAUGUCUAUCUUGAUCAAAAGUCUUAUAAUUUUAAUAAUAAAUGAAGGAAAUUUUUGCAUAUAUACGAAUGGAGUUUUCAAAAUAUCUAUUUAUAUAAAAUGUUUUAAAUUUGUACAAAUAUCUUAAACAAAUACAUAUGUUGUGUGAUAUUUUUAAGCCAAUAGAUAAGAAAGUAGACAGUAAUUGUCGAAUAGAUUCAUUUUAAGCCAUAUUUGGAUCUGUAAAAUAUAGAUUGGUAAAAAAUACAGUUAUAUACCAUUCAAUACUUCAUUAAAACAGAUAUCGGAAUAAGAAUAAAUCUUUGGGAUUAAGAGUUCUAGACGUUUUUAAAAACUCUUUAGUUAGUGAAUAUAUGUGUCAAGGAUAUAAGAGAAAACAGAAAUAUGAAUAGAGGACACGAUGCUACUUAUACUGAAAGGGAUAAUCAUCUAUUUGAAUACUGGGAAGAAUAUCAGAAAAUAAUAGAGGAGACAAAAAUACUGGAUGAUUAUUUAGAUGAAGAAUGUAAGCCUCAAAGUUAUGAUGAAGGAGAGGAAGAAGCUGAAUGGUUACGUACAGCAGGUUUAGGACAAUUAACAGAGGCAUGGAAAGCAGGCAGGGAAAUACAACCUGAGGAAUUAGGAGCAGCUUUGCGUCCUCUGUCACGGGUUCAAGCAGAAGCUGUGAAACGUCGUGUGAGAUCACUUAAUCAUACCGUUAAACAACGUUUUAAUCAACGCCAACGUGUUCGCAAACCAGAUAUUAGAGAUGUCUUUAAGGAUGUCGAGCUCUCUAGUACGGGUACACGAUCACGUAGUGCUACUCCUGAUUCUUUAGAUUCAAUUCCAAGCACUACAGAAAAUGCUUCACCUCCUUCACCUCCUUCACCUCCAUCAGUGAUCGAUGAUACUCACCAAAGUACUAGUGUUCCGAGUUUUGUUUCUAUAUUUCACCAAACAUCAAAUAAUGGAAAAGCAACGAUUCGUAGAAUGCCAAGUGUUCCACAAACGAUUUUCAAUUCUGUGCCAGUACCUACCUCAACUUCUGUACCCGUACAAGAAAUUUUUAGGAAGACUGGUAACUGGGCAAGGGGUGAUGUCGCAAAUGAUUCUGAAGGAAUUCAACUAACUAGCUACCACAGAUUAGGAACGAUACAUAUUGUCAGACCAAUUCAAAGGCAUAACAAUAAUCUUAAUAUAACAAAUUUAGAUUCAAAAUCAAUUAGAAAAGUGAUGGUACCAAAGGAACCGACUCUUCGACGAAGUUCAGGAAGUCAUGCGACAAUAACUCGAAGUCACAGCAGUUUAUAUGGCUUGACCAGACCAAUGGAUGAAAAUUUAAUAACUCAUCCAUUGAGUCGCACGUCGUCACAUGGUUAUCUUAGUUUCGAAGAAAUGUGCAAAACUAAUGAAGCUAAAUCUCAAGGAUGGUCUUCUGAUAAUUUUAUGACUAAUGAUAAUUAUGCUCAGCAAGAUGUAGAAUUAUUAUCGCAACGAGAUUUUACAAGAUUACAGCCUCUUUUAUGGCUCGAGCUAACAGCGAUUUUCGAUAAGUAUAAUAUACCGCUUACGAAACGAAAACCGAAUAAACGACGAAGCAAAACUGGAAAUUUGUUUGGCGUUUCUUUAUCGACACUAUUGCUCAGGGAUAGUCAAUUAACGAACGAAGAAAGUAAUAUACCACUAGUAUUUCAAAAAAUACUUAACGAGUUGACAAAACGUGGAGUAAAAGAAGAAGGUAUUCUUCGUGUUGGGGGUCAUAAACAAAAGGUGGAAAUUAUUUGUAUGGAGUUAGAAACAGAUUUUUAUUGUAAACCGAAAGAGAUGGACGAGUUAUUUAAAUGUAUUCCAUGUCAUGAUUUGUCAGCUGUUUUGAAAAAGUUAUUACGAGAUUUGCCGCAACCUCUUCUUACCGUCGAGCUAAUCGAUGCUUUCUAUCAAAGUCAUGGUGUCAAGAAUUCCAAUGAUUUAGUGUAUUCUCUUAAUUUGUUGGUAUUAUUAUUACCUAUCGAACAUCGGUGUACUUUAGAGGCAUUGUUGAAUUUUCUAAAACUGGUCAUCGAAAAUCAGACAUCGAAUAAAAUGUCGAUACACAAUGUGGCAAUGAUAGUGGCACCAUCACUUUUUCCGCCCCGGUAUGUUCAUCCUCGAGAUCAUAUGGAUCUGACCGCUCAGAUUAACAUGGCUGCCAUAUGCUGUCAGAUAACGGAAGCUCUACUUAAUAAUAUUGAAAAGUUAUGGUAUGUUCCGACGGAGCUGAUAAAUCAGUUAAGAAGACGAGCCGAAAUGGAAAGAUAUCGCAAAUAUAAGAAAAAAUAAUUAUUAGAUAUAUUAAUAAGUUUCGUGUAAUUAAAAAUUGUUAUUUUCAUAUUAAUGUAUAAGUUGUGUAACAUUAACAUUAUUGAAUUUUAUAAAAACUAUGUUAAAUUUUUUAAAUAAUAUAUUGCACACAUAAUAUUUGAAAUAAUAAUGUCUAUUUGCAUAUUACAUGGGCUUGCGUGUGUAUACAUAUAUAUGCGCACGGCCGCGCAUGAGUAUAUAGUGUAUACUUUUUUAUUUUAUAAAUCUUAAGAUGUGCAACUUAAUUAUUAUUUAAUAUUCUUUCUGGUUUUUAAAUAAUUUCUGCAUUUGGAUGAUGUCAAAAGCAAGAAAACACAUGAAAAAAUUUCUGCAGUAUACAUUAAAAUGAGAAUAUUUUUCAAUAAAACGUUUGCGAUCGAUAUAAGCCUUGCAAAAUAUAUAAAAAAUUAUCUUAUUUU
Molecule: messenger RNA, 3184 nt
Organism: Pogonomyrmex barbatus (red harvester ant)
Lineage: Eukaryota; Metazoa; Arthropoda; Insecta; Hymenoptera; Formicidae
Gene: conu
Product: Rho GTPase-activating protein conundrum
Biological process (GO): regulation of small GTPase mediated signal transduction; signal transduction; regulation of actin filament polymerization
Cellular component (GO): cytoplasm
Molecular function (GO): GTPase activator activity
Source: RefSeq, a predicted model, not a curated record